This is a messenger RNA of Gadus chalcogrammus (walleye pollock), 1097 nucleotides long. Its product is annotated as phospholipase A2-like. The record is from RefSeq and is a predicted model, not a curated record. The coding region runs from base 59 to 514 and encodes 151 amino acids. Gene Ontology annotation, biological process: lipid catabolic process; arachidonate secretion; phospholipid metabolic process. The transcript has 4 exons. Lineage: Eukaryota; Metazoa; Chordata; Actinopteri; Gadiformes; Gadidae. Gene Ontology annotation, molecular function: calcium ion binding; phospholipid binding.
CUAUAAAUAUAGAAUAUGGACCAAGUGGCAGCAGGAAUAUUGCUGAUUAAUUUGCAACAUGAAGGCGUCUCACGUUGUUCUCGUCUUGGCCGUCUGUCUUCCAGUCUUGCUAGCCUCACGCAGCAAGAGAUCCCUAUGGGGGCUCAGGUCCCAGAUUCUCUGCACCAUUCCUGGCAGUUGGCCACUCGUCAGCUAUGCUGACUAUGGAUGCUACUGUGGCAAGGGAGGCUCUGGAAUACCUGUUGAUGCCCUCGACACAUGCUGCCAAACUCAUGACCAUUGCUACCACGCUGCAAAGGCAGAUAAAGCGUGCAUACCCUACCUGGAUAACCCGUACACCCAUGGCUACCACCAAACAUGUGACAAGAGCACCAAGACCGUGACCUGUCUCAGUACCAAUGAUGCCUGUCAGAUGUUUAUCUGCGAGUGUGACAAGAAGGCAGCCAUGUGUUUCUCCCAGGCAAAAUACAUCCCAGCUCACGACCACUAUAACCAGGAUCUCUGUAGUAAAUAAAAUGAAUACGACCAGGAGCUCUGUAGUAAAUAAGAUGAUCAGGACCAAGAGCUCUGUUGUAAAUAAGAUGACUAGGACCAGGAGCUCUGUAGUAAAUAAUGUGAUAAGACCAGAAGCUCUGCAGGAAACAACCACACCCUCUGAUCACCCUCUAUGGGCAUACCUAAUACAUCCAGUGUUUCCCCCAGUAAAUGUCUCAGUGAAGGUGGUAAGCAGUCGGUGGUGUUGUUGGUGCGGCGCAAAGCGGCGCGCCGAAAAAUUUUGGGGGUAUUUUGCUCAAAGAUGCCAGUACGCAUGAAUGAAAUAAACGACUGUUUAUUUCCAUAUAAAUAAACAACAGUAGGUACAAAUGUUGUGCAAACAUGCAGACACUACAAAAUAAAAUUAAAGAAAAGUGCAAAUUAAAUACAAAUAAUGGACAAUACACUUAACUUUUGUAUGCAAAUUCAACUAUUUACAGUUCCUUUUUUGGAUCUUAUUUGCGGCACAGCUGACAAGAGGCAUCAGUGCAUGCAAUUCUGCGUGGCUGUGCAAAGAACAGUUCCAUCGCCCUGCUGUAAUUGAUUUUUUUUUUUUUUUUUUU